Molecule: messenger RNA, 492 nt
Organism: Symbiodinium sp. CCMP2456
Lineage: Eukaryota; Dinophyceae; Suessiales; Symbiodiniaceae
Source: the annotation of a GenBank genome assembly
AUGUCCGCUGUAUGCAAGUUACAGCCACAUGUACCUGAGACACUGUCGUCGGAUGUGCCGAUGACAGACACCGAGGAGAGCUGGGACAGAGCUACAAAUGAGAAUGAAGGCGAAAGCUGGACGCUGCAUGAUGUGGUGCUUCGUCAUCUUGGCGGCGAUCUCACCAAUGUGCUGGCCGAUCCUUCGACAGGCCUGCACAGGCGACUCGACCAGCCACCGGCGGCUAUGCCCUUCACGUUUCUAGAGCCGUUGCCGCUGGAAACUGCAGAGAAGGCCAAAAGAUGUAUUGUGGCAAACUUGUCACCGCUCGGUUCAGGAAGUGGCAGCCCAGUGACAGGGAAUGGCUUUACCUUCUCGCCAGGCGUCGUUCUGCCCAGCCUGACGUCACCUGGACCUUUGGGAUCACCGAUGGAGCCCGUGAGCCAGUGGAAAGCACCAGGCAAGAAGAAGCCUGAACCGACAAAGAAAGCCAUCUCCAUCGGACGCUUGUGA